Messenger RNA from Myripristis murdjan (pinecone soldierfish), 2099 nucleotides. Its product is annotated as tropomyosin alpha-1 chain-like. Lineage: Eukaryota; Metazoa; Chordata; Actinopteri; Holocentriformes; Holocentridae. The coding region runs from base 106 to 951 and encodes 281 amino acids. The transcript has 9 exons. The record is from RefSeq and is a predicted model, not a curated record.
GCACUCCAGCUUGGCGCUCAGUGUGGUUCAGACGCUCGCAGACUCUCGCCCCUGUCAUUCAGUUUCUUCUGUUUCCCGUUGGCGGCGGCCCGACACUAAGCAGCCAUGGAUGCCAUUAAGAAGAAGAUGCAGAUGCUCAAGCUCGACAAGGAGAACGCCUUGGACAGAGCUGAGCAAGCAGAGGGAGACAAGAAGGCAGCCGAGGACAGGAGCAAACAGCUUGAGGAUGACCUGGUAGCGCUGCAGAAGAAGCUGAAGGCAACAGAGGAUGAGCUGGACAAGUACUCCGAGGCCCUCAAGGAUGCCCAGGAGAAGCUGGAGCUCGCUGAGAAGAAAGCCACAGAUGCUGAGGGUGAUGUAGCUUCCCUGAACAGACGUAUCCAGCUGGUUGAGGAGGAGCUGGAUCGUGCUCAGGAGCGUCUGGCCACAGCUCUGACCAAGCUGGAGGAGGCUGAGAAGGCUGCUGAUGAGAGCGAAAGAGGCAUGAAAGUCAUUGAGAACAGGGCAAUGAAGGACGAGGAGAAGAUGGAGCUGCAGGAGAUCCAGCUGAAGGAGGCCAAGCACAUCGCUGAGGAGGCUGACCGCAAAUAUGAGGAGGUGGCCCGUAAGCUGGUGAUCAUUGAGAGUGAUCUGGAACGUACAGAGGAGCGCGCUGAGCUGUCUGAGGGCAAAUGCUCUGAGCUCGAGGAGGAGCUGAAAACUGUGACCAAUAACCUGAAGUCUCUGGAGGCUCAGGCAGAGAAGUACUCACAGAAGGAAGACAAGUAUGAGGAGGAGAUCAAGGUCCUGACAGACAAGCUGAAGGAGGCUGAGACUCGUGCUGAGUUCGCUGAGAGAUCAGUCGCCAAGCUGGAGAAGACCAUCGACGACCUGGAGGACCAUCUAUACAAGCAGCUUGAGAAAAACCGUCUUCUGACCAAUGAACUGAGAGUAGCCUUGAACGAGGCUUAAACUCUGAGGGGCCCUUGUAUGCUUUUUAUUAUGCUGACACACAAAUGCCACAGCCAUUUGUAUAACGCUGUGAUUUAGGAGUACAGGUUACUGUGUCUAUGACACACAAUUUCAAACCAAGUAAUACCUUCAUCAAACAGAAAUAAUCAAAUGUCAGAUUCUCACAUUAUAUAUUGCAUGCUCAAAGUGCAGGUUAAAAAUGGACGAUCACACAGACUCAGGUUAGAAAAAGAUGGGCUAUGGAUUGGACAGAUUUUACCCAGGUUACAGUCAGGGCUGUAGGUGAAAAUCACAAGAUGCUAUUUUUUCAUCUUUCUUUUUGUAAUAUGUCACACUGUGCUGAGUACAACUUAUUCUAUCAAGUUUUAACAAAACUAGGCAUUAUUUUGCCCAACACAAUUUGAUUUUCCCUGUCGUGUAAUAAAUGGAGAAACUUAAAAUAGGAGCAUAACCUUUAUUCAGUGACACUUAAAUUGGCAAAUAAAUGAUUAAAACACAACAGACAUGGUGUAUAAAGUCUAAAGCUAUAAAGUCAAACAAAACCUCACCAAGAUACAAGACGAAAAACAGUAGCAGGAUGAAAGAUGGUGUUGUGGAGGGAGGGUUUUACAGGGAACUGUUUCAUUGGUGUUCACAUUCACACUUAAAUCUGCUCACUGGAUUCAAAGCUUGGUGCUUGUGCUGAUGUGAAACUGGCCUUGUCAGUCACUUCCUUGUCUCUGGUUUGAAUGAGGCCCAGCUAGGCCUCUUUCUGUCUUAAAACCCAGCAGAUGUGAUCUUGCCUGCAGCCCUGGCUUUAGUUGAAAUCCAUCUUUUCCAGUAAGAUGGAAAGAAUAUGUCUACAUAUUGAAGUAUGACCAAAUUUUCCAACACAGGACAGUUGUAGCCUGUGUCGGUGAAUUCACUGAUAAUGUAUAACAGGGACUGAGUAUAUGUGUUUACCAAGUAACUGCUGGCUUCAAUUAUCCAAAAAUUGACAGAAAGGCCACACCUCCCACCCCCAUAAUGCUUGUGCGAUCAAUAUCGCAGCAUCUGUGGCUCAUUUCUUCUUGCUCUUUAUUAUCCUGGUCUAAAGCUUUGUCUGUUCAUAUUCUGUACAUCUCAGUGCUGUCUAUUUUUGUAUGAUCUUAACCGGUGCAAUGCUAUAU